Saccostrea cuccullata (small rock oyster) is the source of this 1970-nucleotide messenger RNA. Its product is annotated as probable E3 ubiquitin-protein ligase MID2. Gene Ontology annotation, molecular function: zinc ion binding. The coding region runs from base 1 to 1881 and encodes 626 amino acids. The transcript has a single exon. NCBI's taxonomy places the organism in Eukaryota, Metazoa, Mollusca, Bivalvia, Ostreida, Ostreidae. The record is from RefSeq and is a predicted model, not a curated record.
AUGGCAUCAGGAUUUAACAUUGACGAAAUCACCGUGUGUUCAAUCUGCUUUGAAAAGUUCAAAAUUCCGCGAUAUCUACCGUGCAUGCAUUCUUUUUGUCACGGAUGUUUAUCCUCUUACAUUCUUACCGCAUGUAAAGCUACGGAAUCUCGUUUGGGUUUUAAUUGUCCAUUAUGCCGUACGUUUAUUCCUUGCAUUGGAGAGACCAAUACGCCAGAAACGUGGGCGGAACUCUUUCCUGAGAAUGACAUUUUGGAAAAAUUAUCAGUUAAACCAGAAAUUACAUUUUGUCAGGCGUGUUUGAGAGAAAAUGAACAGGAGAAUGCUACCGAUUUUUGUUUAUACUGUGUAGAACGUUUGUGUAAAAUAUGUACAAAAAGUCAUAGAAGAGGACUGACAACGCUUGAUCAUGUGAUGAUACCAAUAAAAGAGAUGAAUGGAAUGUCUCUUACUCCAAAGGCCACUCAUGGAAACAAUUGUGCAAAACAUCGAGAUAGAAAGUUGGAAUUAUUCUGUAAUGAUCAUGAAGCACUAUGCUGCACAAUGUGUGUGAGUUUGGAACAUAGAAAAUGUGACAGUAUUAAUACAAUGGAUACAGCUGCAACUAAUGUAAGGAAAUUAUUGACCAAAAAUUCCGAAAGAUUAUUGGAAGAUGUGCAAAUUCUAGAGAACAAAUUAUCUGAUGCGAAAUCGGAGCAAGAAAGAUUUGUUGUUCAACUGAAUAACACUGCCGAUUUGUGUACAGAGACAACCGAAAGAGCCUUCGACAAUGCCAUUGAUCAUCUGCAAGGCUUAAAAAAUGAUUAUUUAACAAAAAUGUCUAAGGCUGUAAAGAAAAGUAAGGAGAAAUGCGAGAAAUGUUUAGACGCUUUCACUGACGGCAUUCAAUGUACAGAUUUCUGUACAAGAAAUAUCGAGGGAGCUAGAAAAGAAGUGAACGAUGUUAAAUUGGUGAGGGCGUUUUAUAAAAGCAGAAAGACAUUAGAUGAACUAAAACGUUACAAAUUUAACCAGAUUAGAGUAGAUAUUGUGGAAACAGAACCACCUAUCCUGAAUGAAAUUAUGAAUUUGAAAAGUCUUCAGGAGGCAAUCGUUGCCGAGUCAGAACUUGAUGUUACAUCUGACCUGAGGAAGAUCCUGUUGUCUCUCGUUCAUGAAUUCAGCAUAAACACGGGAUAUGUUCGCGACGGAACCUUUCUAUCAAAUAGAGAGUUUAUUCUCUCUACCAGAAAAAGUCACCGUUCAGGAACUUCCGAUGAAACAUGUUUUGUAUACAGCAGUAGUUGGGAAUGUAUCAGAGAAAUAAAAUCAUCAUAUAAACCUUUUGGUAUUUUACAGAAGGGGAAUGAAGUGUAUUUAGGUUGUACAUCUUCAAAGGUUAUUGAGGUGAGGUCAAUUCGUACGUACGAAAAGAUAAAGACAAUACGUGUACCAAAAGACAUCUAUGGAAUAGCAUCUUAUCACAACUUUCUUUUCGUAGCAUGUGACGACAAAAUUUUACAGCUAAACCAGUAUGGAGUGAAAGUCAAGGAAAUCAACACAGGGGCCAGUGUAAAAAAUAUUAUACUCAUAAAGGACGACAUUGUCUACAGCAACAGAAAAACGCACACGGUGACGCGUAUUAACAGUGUUGGAACACAAUUCUGGUCCUACAGUAGCGUGAGUCUGAAAUCUCCAUGUGGUGUUGAGAAAGACGCAGAAGACAAUAUCUAUGUGGCGGGUAAAGAGAGUGACAAUGUCCACGUGUUAUCCUGUGAUGGUGAACUUAUAAGAAUCUUCGAGGAUAUUCCAAGGCCGGACUUUAUGAAAAUAGACAGAGACAGAAAGUUGUGUUGUGUCUGUAGUCAAAGGAAAAACAUUCAAGUCUUUGAACUGAAAUAAUUGCUCUAAAAAAUACUUAUCUUUUGAACUGGAAUGAAAUCCAGGGAUAACUUUUAAAUGAUUCAGGAGAUAACUAUGUAGUGACAUGA